AGGCGGAGCCCACGUCGCCCUUCUGCCAGUGGUGGGCCCCACGAUCGUCCCGGGUUCCCCUGCCCCGAGCCCCUCCGCUGCGCCCGCUCCGGCUCCUCGCGAUGGCUCUCCCGGGCCCGGGCUCCCGGCUCCUACUCCUCCUGCUCCUGCUCCUGGUUCUGCCACCGCCGCCCACGACGGCCACUUCGGAUCGUCCCCGGGGCGGAGACCCGGUCAACCCAGAGAAACUUCUGGUGAUCACCGUGGCCACCGCUGAGACCGAGGGGUACCGGCGUUUCCUGCGGUCUGCCGAGUUUUUCAACUACACUGUGCGGACCCUGGGCCUGGGAGAGGAGUGGCGAGGGGGUGAUGUGGCUCGAACAGUGGGGGGCGGCCAGAAAGUCCGCUGGCUGAAGAAGGAAAUGGAGAAGUACGCAGACCGGGACGAUAUGGUCAUCAUGUUUGUGGACAGCUAUGAUGUGGUCUUGGCGGGCAGCCCCGUGGAGCUUCUCCGCAAAUUCGUGCAAAGUGGCAGCCACUUGCUCUUCUCCGCGGAGAGCUUCUGCUGGCCCGAGUGGGCGCUGGCCGAGCAGUACCCAGAGGUAGACACUGGGAAGCGCUUCCUCAACUCUGGUGGCUUCAUUGGUUUUGCCCCCACUAUCCACCGCAUAGUGCGCCAAUGGAAGUACAAGGAUGAUGACGAUGAUCAGCUGUUCUACACGAGGCUCUACCUGGAUCCUGGGCUGCGGGAGAAACUCAACCUUAACCUGGACCACAAAUCCCGGAUCUUCCAGAACCUCAAUGGGGCUUUAGAUGAAGUGGUGUUGAAGUUUGAUCGGAACCGGGUGCGGAUCCGGAAUGUGGCUUACGACACGCUCCCUGUCGUCAUCCACGGGAAUGGACCCACAAAGCUGCAACUCAACUACUUGGGGAACUAUGUCCCCAACGGCUGGACCCCCGAGGGGGGCUGUGGGUUCUGUGAGCAGGACCGAAGGCCACUUCCAACAGGACAGCCUCUGCCCCGUGUGCUCCUAGCUGUGUUUGUGGAGCAGCCGACCCCGUUCCUGCCCCGCUUCCUGCAGCGCCUUCGGCAGCUCGAUUACCCACCAGACAGAGUCACCCUCUUUCUGCACAACAACGAGGUGCACCAUGAGCCCCACGUGGCCGAUGCGUGGCCCCAGCUUCGGGAUCACUUUUCAGCUGUGAAGCUGGUGGGACCCGAGGAGGGUUUGAUGCCUGGAGAGGCCAGGGACAUGGCGCUGGACAGCUGUCGGCAGGAUCCCAACUGUGACUACUACUUCAGCCUGGAUGCAGACACGGUCCUCACGCACCCGCAGACCCUGCGCAUCCUCAUAGAAGAGAACAGGAAGGUGAUCGCGCCCAUGCUGUCCCGCCACGGGAAGCUGUGGUCCAACUUCUGGGGCGCCUUGAGCCCUGACGAUUACUAUGCUCGCUCCGAGGACUACGUAGAGCUGGUGCAGCGCAAGCGUGUGAGCGUGUGGAAUGUGCCCUACAUCUCACAGGCCUACCUGAUCCGGGGGUCCACGCUGCGAACUGAGCUGCCCCAGAAAGUCGUGUUCUCCAGCAGCGACAGUGACCCCGACAUGGCCUUCUGCAAGAGCCUGCGUGACAAGGGCAUCUUCCUUCACCUCAGCAACCAGCAGGAGUUCGGCCGCCUCCUGGCCACGUCCCACUACGACACUGACCACCUGCACCCUGACCUCUGGCAGAUCUUUGACAACCCCGUGGACUGGAAGGAACAAUACAUCCAUGAGAACUAUAGCCGGGCCCUGGAAGAUGGAGAAUUCGUGGAACAGCCGUGCCCUGAUGUCUACUGGUUCCCGCUGCUCUCGGACCAAAUGUGUGACGAACUGGUGGAGGAAAUGGAGCACUUUGGCCAGUGGUCUGGAGGUCGCCACGAGGACUCGAGGCUGGCAGGGGGCUACGAGAAUGUGCCCACUGUGGACAUCCAUAUGAAGCAGGUGGGGUACGAGGCCCAGUGGCUGCAGCUGCUGCGGACAUAUGUGGGGCCCAUGACCGAGAGCCUAUUUCCCGGGUACCACACCAAGACGCGGGCAGUGAUGAACUUUGUGGUCCGCUACCGGCCUGAUGAGCAGCCAUCCCUGCGACCCCACCACGACUCAUCCACGUUCACCCUCAAUGUUGCCCUCAACCACAAGGGCCUGGACUAUGAGGGUGGUGGCUGCAGAUUCCUGCGCUAUGACUGUGUGAUCUCGUCUCCACGGAAGGGCUGGGGGCUCCUGCACCCCGGCCGGCUCACCCACUACCAUGAGGGGCUGCCCACGACGCGGGGGACACGCUACAUCAUGGUGUCCUUUGUGGACCCCUGAUCCCAGCCUCAUCCAACACACUGUGCCUUCUUCCACCUCGGGGGUGGGGGUGAGCCCCUUCCUUGCUUCCUGUGCGCCUGGGAUUGAAUGUGUCGCCCCAUUCCCAUGGCCCCCUGGAAGCUCCAGAAUCCCCCUGACUUCCCUUGGUCCCUUAAGAUUUCAGGGGAUUCAGGGACCAGAGGAGUUCCCUGUGUGAUAAGUUAUUUUCUUGGCUUCCUUCCUGCCCAAUAAAGGGAGAUUUGUAA
This is a messenger RNA of Suncus etruscus (white-toothed pygmy shrew), 2575 nucleotides long. It is a transcript of the gene PLOD3, whose product is annotated as procollagen-lysine,2-oxoglutarate 5-dioxygenase 3. Gene Ontology annotation, cellular component: endoplasmic reticulum. Lineage: Eukaryota; Metazoa; Chordata; Mammalia; Eulipotyphla; Soricidae. The transcript has 19 exons. Gene Ontology annotation, molecular function: iron ion binding; procollagen-lysine 5-dioxygenase activity; procollagen glucosyltransferase activity. Gene Ontology annotation, biological process: peptidyl-lysine hydroxylation. The record is from RefSeq and is a predicted model, not a curated record. The coding region runs from base 102 to 2330 and encodes 742 amino acids.